AUGGGUGGAAGAAGAAAUAAGAAAGGGUGUGAGAAUCGAAAUCAUAAGAAAAAACAUCAUAAAAAGGACCAAAGUAUAAAAAAUCAAAAGAGAUCUAAAUCACUAAAUAAUGAAGAUGAACUUGAUGAUUUUCAUUCUUUAGACAAAGCUUUAUUUAAAUAUAAUCUUUCGAUAUAUCGAAUAAACAGUGAUGGAAAUUGUCUAUUUAGAGCUUUUUCUCAUCAACAUUGUAAUGAUGAGGAAUUACAUGAGCUAUACCGAAUUAAAGCAAUUAAAUAUAUGGAAAAUCAUUCAGAUCAAUUUAUAUCUUAUAUUGAUGAUAAAGAAGAUUUCGAAACUUAUUGUACAAAUAUGUUAAAUAAUGGAACAUGGGGAGGACAUUUAGAAUUACAUUCUUUGAGUAAAGCGUUUAACGUUAAUAUUGUUAUUUACCAGCUAGGACAAAAUCCUCUUAUUAUAGCUAAUUUUCCUCCAUUUUAUAGAUGUAUCCAAUUAUCUUAUCAUAAUAAUGAACAUUUUAAUAGUGUAAUACCAAUAAAUUCUACAAAACCUUCAACUAUUAAUAAUCUCGUAAAACUAGGAAUUCUCAACAAAAAUGCCUUACAAUAUAUUAAUACAUGUAAUAUAGUUGUUAAAUCUAUAGAAUCUAAUCCAGAAUGCAAUUCUGAUGGUGAUUAUAGCUGUAAUUCAUCUCAAUCUCUAAGUAAUAAGUUUAAAUCCCUUGAAAUAGGUUAA
Messenger RNA from Cryptosporidium muris RN66, 735 nucleotides. RefSeq names its product OTU-like cysteine protease family protein. The record is from RefSeq and is a predicted model, not a curated record. Gene Ontology annotation, biological process: protein deubiquitination. Gene Ontology annotation, molecular function: cysteine-type deubiquitinase activity. The coding region runs from base 1 to 735 and encodes 244 amino acids. The transcript has a single exon. NCBI's taxonomy places the organism in Eukaryota, Apicomplexa, Conoidasida, Eucoccidiorida, Cryptosporidiidae.